ACUCGGUUAGUUCAGCGGGUUUGUGGACAGUGCGACAAUCAUUUUACCAGCGUUUUUGCAAUUUACUAUUAAUAUUCAGGGGAACCGGGAUAGGUGGAGAUGGCGGCCGUCCUGCUGCAGGUUCUGGAGCGGACAGAGCUGAAUAAACUCCCGAAAGGAGCCCAGAACAAGCUCGAGAAGUUUGUUACAGAGCUGCAGAAUGCUAACGAGGCGCUCAGGACGCAGCACGAGCGCUUCAAAGCAGACAGCGAACAGCAGUACUUUGACCUUGAGAAGAGACUGGCUGAGAGUCAGGAGCAGAUCCUGUCUGCCACCAGAGACCUGCAGACACUCGUGGAGGAAAAAAAAAAACUCAAUGAAGAGCUGAGCACUCUGAAGGGAAUUGAGGCAGAGGCCCCUGAAGAUAAAACACCACAACAGCAAACCAAGGCCAAGUAUGAGAUUGAGGCGGAGAAGAGAGAGCUGGCGAGGCUGCUGGAGAAGAGAACACAGGAGGUGGAAAACCUCUCUGAGGAUGUGAAGCGUCUGAAUGAGAAGCUGACAGAGACCAGUAAGGUGAAGAUGGAGCUGCAGCUAAAACUGGACAAUAUACAGUCAUCUGAAGCUUCUGUACAGCACCGAGAGACGCGUAUGGAGCAGGAGAAAGAGUUGCACGAGAAGAACAUCUCGUGGUUAACAGAACAGCUGAAGACCAAAACUGAAGAGCUGCUGAACACCAACAGAGAGAAAGGCAAAGAGAUACUGGAACUGCAGGGAGGUCUGAAGAACACCAAGGAGCAGGUGACCAGACUGGAAAGACAGCUGACCUCUCUGAAGCAGACCAGGGAAAGCCAGAGUAAAAGAGCUGACGAUCUGAACAACAAACUGAAGCAGUCUAAAGACGAGCAGAGUGCCAUGGAGCAGAAAUACCGCAGUGAACUCAACGCUCACAUGAAGCUGUCUUCUCUUUACAAGGGGUCAGCGGCAGACACGGAGGCAAAGAAUCAGGAACUGAGCAGAGCUGUGGAGGAGCUCAGCAAGCUGGUCAAAGACAGCGGGGAAGCCAAUAAGGCUCUAGAGAAGAAGGUGUCUGAGGGAGAAGAAGUGAAGACGCGGCUUGAGGCAGAGCUCAGUGAGAAGCUCAAGAAAAUGGAGAAAGAGCUGGAAAACGCCACGAUGAAGGCCGCUGGCAAACACUGCUGUGUGCCCUCUCUGACUGACGAGCAGCUGGAAGCCAUGUGUCCGUCAGCUGCCAACAUCGCUGCCAUCGUCAAGCCCGGCAUGAAGUUCUUUGAUCUGUAUAAUGCGUAUGCAGAGUGUCAGACACACCUCCAGCUGGAGAAGCAGGAGACCUGCAGAGUGAACAGAGUUCUGGACGAGAUCAUCAUGGAGGUGGAGUCCAAGGCUCCAGUCCUGAAGCGUCAGAGGGAGGAGUACGAGAGCAUGCAGAGGUCCAUGGCUUCACUGUGCUACAAGCUGGAGCAGGCCCGGAAGGAGAUCUACAGUUUGCAGAAAGAGAAAGAGGAGGCCAAGCAGCGCUGUGAUUCCAUAGAGAGAGAGAAACAGAGGAUAGAUAGGCAGCUUGAGGAUACAUCUACACAGGUGUGUACUCUUCUGGUGCAGCUGGAGGAAGCUAGGGGUAACGAGGUGACCAAGGACGACGGCAGCUCCUCUAACUUCUCCAGCCCCUCGGAGGUCACCAGUCCGCUGUCCUUCCGCAGCGUGGAGGAGCUGCAGAAGCAGAACCAAAGCCUGCUGGGAAGGCUGAGGGAGCUGGAGGAGGAGAAGGACCUCCAGAAGAGCCAAGCCACAUCAGCGCGUGUGUCCGAGUUGGAGGCGAGUGUGGAUAAGCUUCUGAAGGAGGUGGAGCAGCUAAGGGAGCAGAGGAACCAGCAGAAACAGCUGGCUGACUCCAACGCCCGGCAGAGGGACAUGUACAAGGCCCUGCUGACUCAGAGCACCGGCUUCAGCCUGCCCCCCCAAGGUCUGGAUUCUCCUUCUCAACCUGCACCUGUUAGGCCGUCAGUUCCUGCUACUCGCUCUACUCCUCAGAGAGUUGCUGCUGCUGAGUCAGCACAGACUGCUCAGACUAAAGCUGCCUUAAAACAGCUGAAUGACGCCUUCACUCUGUAUAAGAAGGAGAAGGCAGAGAACGACAGGUUGCUGAAUGAAACCAACGACCGGCUGCAGAAGCAGCUCACUGAUCUCCGCUCCAGCCACGCCAAACUCACCUCUCAAAUUGAGUUCAGCAGCAAGAGGUACGAGAUGCUCCAGGACACCGUGUCAGCCCAACGCAGAGAGAUCUCCGCUCUACAGGACAGGAACCAAAAGAUGGCUGCCACUGCCCAACGGCACGAGCAAAUCAUCCACACCAUGAGCCAGGACCUGCGGCAGGCUAACGAGAAACUGGCGCUGGAAGAGGUGCGUGUCGAGAACUUGACGAAAGAGAAAGACAUGUUGAGACAAGCAGAGAGUCGACUCAAUAGAGAGAAGGAAUCUAUUCUGGUGGAGCAACGCAACCAGAACCUGCUGCUGACCAACCUGAAGACCAUACAGUUGACGAUGGAGCGUACAGAGACAGAGACUCGCCAGAGACUGAACAACAAGGUGGAGCAUUUGGAGGCAGAACUGGCUGCAAUGAAGACCAAGCAGGACCAGGAAGUAGCACAGAGACACGCCCUGGGGCGCACCAUGGACGCUCAGUUAUUAGAGGCUAAAAAGCAGCUGGAGACCCAGAACACCUUGCAGCAGAAGACCAGGGAGUUGUUGCGCAGCUCUGAGCAGCAGGUGGCAGCACUGAGAGCUCAGCUGGCUGCUGCUGCUGCUGCUGCUGCUCCAUCCUCUGAGGCUGCCCCCCCCUCCAGCAGCACCCCCACCACCCCAGCUACCAGAGCUGCAGGCCUCAGAGCUCCACUCAGAGUGCGCUCUCCAGUGCCAGCAGCCUCGCAGCAGCUCAGCCAAUCAGAGCAGGAGCUUGCAGAGGCGAUGGGUCUCCUGCGUACUGCAGAGGAACGGAACAGAGAACUAACAGAGCAGCUGGAGAAUGCAAAUGCUAGGGUUGAGCAGUACAGGGCCGUGGUGCUGACUCUGGAGGACAGUCUGAAGAAAGAAAAGGAGUCUCGCUCCCCUCUGGAGCUCCGGCUGAAGGAGUCUGACGAGGUUCAGAAGCAGCUGGAGAAAACCAUCUUGGAGGCUGAGAAGAUGAAGCAGCAGGAGAGAGAAGAGAGGAGAAAGGCUGUGGAUGCUGUGGAGAAACAACUGUGUGAGGUGCAGCGCUGCCUGAAGUCCAGCCAGACGGAGCAGCAGGAGGCGCUGGAGAGAGCUGCUGCUGCUGUCACUAAGGAGCAGAGAGCCAUACAGGAGAGCCUGCUGCAGACUAAGCUAGCUGGAGAGGCGCAGGCUAAGUAUGAGAGGGAGCUCAUGCUUCAUGCUGCGGACGUGGAGGCCCUGCAGGAGCUGAAGAAAAGAUCCCAGCAGGAUGGAGCACGGAAGAGAGAGCUGGAGGAGCAGCUGAACAAGACCUCGUCCCUCCUGCAGCAGAAAACUGCAGCUCUGAACUCAGUGGAGAGGCAGCUCAAGGAGGAUCUGUCCAAUCAGAGGCGUCGCUGUGAGGAGUUGGGGAAGCAGAACGCCCUCCUGCACCAGCAGAUGGGUGAGAUGGCCACCAGGAGUCGUGGGCUGCAGACCCCCCGGCAGCAGCUCGACCUGUCCUUCAGUGAGGAGGGGAAGACCACCGAGCAGAUCCUGGAAAUACUCAGGUUUGUUCGGCGUGAUAAAGAGAUCGCUAUGGCUCAGUGUGAGGCGUCUGAUGAAGAAGCUCAGCGCUAUAAACAGCGAGUGGAACACCAGGACAGAGAACUGAAGGAGCUGCAGGAGGCUCUGAACUCUGAGAGGGAGAAGAUGCAGGUUACAGCCAAGACUCUGGCCCAGCAGGAGGAGCAGCUGAAGAAGAUGGAGACCAUCAGUGCUCUCCAGGAAACCGUCAGGAUGCUGAACGCAGAGAAGGACAAACUGGAACAAGAGAUGCAGCAGGCGCAGGCUAAAGUUAAGAAGCUGCAGUCAGACAUCAGCCCGCUGCACCAGUCUCUGUCUCUGCUGUCGGAGAAGAACGGCUCCAUGCAGGCCGACAAGAGGAUCCUGGAGGAGGACCUCAAACGCUGGAAGGCCAAAACCCAGGUAACUAAUCCACAGCAGAAAGACGGGGACGUGGAGGAGAGACAGAAACUGUCCACUGAGAGAGAAGCUCAGCAGAGACGCAUCACACAGCUCGCUGAGGAGACGGCCAAGCUGAAGACUGAACUCGCAAGAUCCAGCGCCAGCGGGAACUCGGCUCAGUCUCAGCUGCAGGCCUUCAGAGACUCGGUGGCCCGUCUGACGUCAGAGAGAGACACUCUGAAGAAAGACCUGGAGACGAAGAACAGUGACAUCCUGGAGAGGAACCGGACCAUCACUCAGGAGAAGAUUGGACGGCGCUACAAGACGCAGUAUGAGGAGCUGAAAGCCCAGCAUGACAAGAUGGUUGGGGAAACUGCUGUUAAAGCAGGAAGUGAGGCGGGUCCGAGCCAGGAAGUGCAGGAGCUGACUAAAGCCCAGGAGGAGCUCAACAAGGCCAGAGAGGAGCUGAGCACACUGAAAGAGGAGGCGCAGAAAAAAGUGGAGGAGGACCAGAAGGGCCAGCAGGAGCUGGAGGAAGCCAAGAAGGAGAACCAGCAGACCAAGGAUAAGUUCCAGGAGGUCCAAAACCAGCUGACCCAGAAACAGAACCAGCUUACACAGGUCCAGUCCCAGUUGUCCCAGAUCCAGACUCAACAGCAGCAGAAUCAGAACCAGCUGACCCAGAGUCAGAAAGAGCUUCAGCAAGCCAAGACCCACAGCCAGCAGUUCCAGAACCAGUUGAAAGCAGCUCAGUCUCAGUCUCAGGCCCGGCAGAACCAGAUUCAGCAGAUCCAGAGGGAGCUCCAGCAGGCUAAAGAGGCCCUUCAGCAGAACCUGGUUAAUCAGAAGGAGCUACAGCAGACCAAUCAGAGCAGUCAACAGAGCCACAACCAGGAAGUCAGCAACCUCAAGACUGCUCUCAGCCAAUCAGAGUGCAAGGUGACUGAGAUUCAGGGCCGCCUGGACAGCCUGCAGAAGAUGGUUGAAGAGCGUGAAGCCGACAUCAAGCGUCUGCAGGAGCAGCUAACUGAAGCUAACAAAGCUAACCGAGCAACGCAGGCCUUCCAGAACCAGAGUUCCCAGUCCAUCCAGGCCAGUGAUGCUAACGUUGCUUCUGACGCUAACCAUGCCCAACAAGAGGAGCUUGCAAAACUCAGACAAGAGAUGUCUGAAAGCAAGGCCAGAGAGGAGCAGCUCAAAAAGCAGAUAGCUGAAAAAGAGGAAAAGACUAAAAAGGUCUUCAUGGGAGCCAAGACCAAAAUCAACCAACUAAACAGUGCUAAGGUGCAGCUCAGUAAGGAGAUAGAGGAGAUGAAACAGAGUAAGGAGGAGCUGGAGGUGAGGAUGAACGCCCUCAAGUCUCAGUAUGAAGGACGACUUCUGCGGCUGGACAGAGAGCUGAGAGAACUGAGAGGGACACAGGCACAGUCGGACCCCCGAGAGGAGCCCCAGGACCAGAGUGGAGCUAAGGCGGGGGAUCAGGCCAGACCUGCAGACCAGAGACAGAUCUCUCUGAAGAGUCCUGCUCAAGACCGGGGAAGCUCCAGCCUGUCCGACCCCCCCACUGCCAACAUCCGCCCCACCACAAGUACUCCAUCUCCUAGCAACAAGCCAAGCCCCUCCCAAGGUAGCAAGUCCACACCUCGUGCCAGCAUCCGGCCAAUGGUUACCCCAGCAACUGUGUCCGUCCCAACACCUACCGCCACUGUCAUGCCGACCACACAGACUGACAGUCAAGAGGUGCUGAUGGGUGCAGGAGCCACUGUGCACUCCACCAGCUCCAGUCUGGUGAACACACCCACUUCAAUGACUCAGCCAACCAGCACCCAGGCCACAGCUUUUGUCCAGCCCACCCAGCAGCAGGCAGCCAAUCAGGACGCAGGCCCCAGUAUGGAUGCAGAGAGACCAUCUACGUCCUCUUUUCUGAGUGGAACAGCAGGUUCAAAGCGAAGCAUAGAGGAUGAGGACGGGGAAGAGGAGAACACGUAUCCGACCUUGAAAAAAACAAAGAUAGCACUGCAGAUGGAAGGUGAUGAGGAGAUUGUAGAAGAGCUGCAGGACGAGGAAAAGCGUCAGGAUUCACCUGAUGACAGUCAGGAGCUUCCGGACGAUUGUUUCCCCGUUCUAGCUGAAGAUGACGAGGAUGUGGAGAGAGUGUCCCAGUCCGUCCCCUCUGACAUGAUGUCCCCUCAGGGCUCCACUAUUAUCCGGGACGUCAUCGUGAUCGACACGGACAGCGAGAGCCGUGAGAGUAGAGAGGGGGAGGAGAAGCAUGAUGACGAGGAGGAGGAAGAUGAGGAGGAAGAGGAGGAAGAAGAUGACGGGUAUAAGGAGGAAGAGGAUGAUGAUGAAGAUGAUGAGGCUGGUGAGAGCGGGAUGAGAGGAGGAGAGGAAGGCAGUGAGAGCAGGGAGGCAGAGGAGGAGGAAGGAGAGCCGUCAGAAGUGUGUGGAGCGUCUUCAGACUCGCAGCAGCCGUCCCACAGCAAUGAAGGCAGCAGCAGCGCCACAUCGGAGUCCGAGCCCCCCCGAGAGCCUGUGCACUUCCCCCCAACCUCCUCUACACCCUCCCCCUCCUCCCUCACCCCCCGCCUGCCACACCCACGCAGGCCCCCUCACCCCCUCCCACCAAGACUCUAUAUCCAACCCCCGGUUCAAGAGCUGGGACCCCCACACACACAGAGACAGUCCUCUCAGCUGCGCAGACCCUCAGUGGGACGCGGACCUCAGCUCACCCCGGGAAUAGGCAGCAUGCAACAUUUCUUUGAUGAUGACGACAGGAUGGUUCCCAGUACUCCCACCCUGGUGGUCCCACACCGCACCGAUGGCUUUGCUGAGGCCAUACACUCUCCUCAGGUGACGGGUCUGUCCACCAGGUUCAGGUUCGGACCCCCAGAAGACCUGCUGCCUCAGACCUCAGCCUCGCACUCUGACCUGGGACAGCUGGCCUCGCAAGGAGGUCUGGGGAUGUACGAGUCCCCUCUGUUCCUGGCUGCUCACGAUGAAGACGGAGGAGGGAGGAGCGUUCCCACCACCCCCCUGCAGGUGGCUGCACCAGUGACCGUCUUCACGGAGUCUCUGCCCUCAGACAGUGGUGACAACAUGGCAUCCCAGUCGGUUCCCAUGGUAACCACCUCCACUGGGAUGGCGUCUGCUGCAGAUGAUGGGGACGAAGUGUUCAUGGAGCAGGAGGGAGAGGGUGCUGGUAUUGAAUCUUCUCUGGACAGCCAGACAGACCUGGAGUCAGCAGGUCAGCAGAGUGAUGAUGCUUCACUGCCCUCUACCAGCCAGGAGCCUGACACCAGCAGUGCAGCUCAGCGGCGCACAGUAAGUGGUGUGAUGAGCAGAGGAACCAGGGGGGGGAGGAUGGAGGCGCGCACGCUGCUCAGCCGCAGAGGCACUUUCUUUCGAGGAGGAAGGGGAGGGGCCAUGGGCAGAGGGGGCUUGGCCUGAUGAUGAUGAUGAUCCAGUUCAGUUGUGUUUAUUCUUGAUUAUUUUGUUAGUAUCUUCAUGUUGCUCUGUAGACUGUUAAUAAACUUGUAAUAAUAAAGCUGAAUAAUGAUAAGCA
Trematomus bernacchii (emerald rockcod) is the source of this 7699-nucleotide messenger RNA. It is a transcript of the gene tpra, whose product is annotated as translocated promoter region a, nuclear basket protein. Gene Ontology annotation, cellular component: nuclear pore. The record is from RefSeq and is a predicted model, not a curated record. Gene Ontology annotation, molecular function: structural constituent of nuclear pore. Lineage: Eukaryota; Metazoa; Chordata; Actinopteri; Perciformes; Nototheniidae. Gene Ontology annotation, biological process: mRNA export from nucleus; protein import into nucleus.